UCUUAACCAUUUAUAAUUCUACGAGGUUACCCAUCGAAGCAAAACCAAACCCAAGUGAAGAGUAAAACAAAACCCAAGAAACCCAAAAAUGGUGCUGUGGUCCUACCCACCAACGGUAAAGCAACUGGCAGUAACAAUCGGGUUUUGCCUCACCGGGACUUCCCUCAUGGCCGUCGGAGCUUACCUCUCCCUUGUCAACAUAGCUCCUCAACAAGAACGCGCCCAAGCCCGUAGCCAAUACGUUAAAGACCGACUUCGAAAGAUGCUUGACGAUUAGCCACCCCGCCCCAAAAAACAGAAGAAGAAGAAGAAGAAGAAGACCAAAGUAAGGAAAAAACAGGCAACCCUUUUUAGAUUUUUGGUAUUGAUUGGUUUGGUUCUGAAUUUUGCUUGACAUGUAAAAGAAAUUAACCUUUGGAAGUUUUUUCAAUAUUGGGCCCUUGUGUUUGCGAA
Messenger RNA from Theobroma cacao (cacao), 453 nucleotides. RefSeq names its product bric-a-brac protein. NCBI's taxonomy places the organism in Eukaryota, Viridiplantae, Streptophyta, Magnoliopsida, Malvales, Malvaceae. The record is from RefSeq and is a predicted model, not a curated record.